Messenger RNA from Heteronotia binoei (common prickly gecko), 2062 nucleotides. It is a transcript of the gene ASCL1, whose product is annotated as achaete-scute family bHLH transcription factor 1. Lineage: Eukaryota; Metazoa; Chordata; Lepidosauria; Squamata; Gekkonidae. The transcript has 2 exons. The record is from RefSeq and is a predicted model, not a curated record. Bases 45 to 731 code for a protein of 228 amino acids. Gene Ontology annotation, biological process: developmental process; regulation of transcription by RNA polymerase II. Gene Ontology annotation, molecular function: DNA-binding transcription factor activity, RNA polymerase II-specific; RNA polymerase II transcription regulatory region sequence-specific DNA binding; protein dimerization activity.
UCGAGCCCCGCCGCGCGCCUUUUCCUCCUUCGCGCGGCCGCCCAAUGGCCAGCGGCAGCCCCGCCAAGAUGGACAGCAGCGCCAGCCAGCCGCCACCUCCUCCGCAGUUCCUGCAGCCCGCCUGCUUCUUCGCUGCUGCUGCGGCGGCGGCCGCCGUGGCCGCCUCACAGAGCGCGCAGCAGCAGCUGAGCCCAGCGGCGGCCGGCGGCCAGCCCUCUCCAGGCGCCGCCAAAGCGCCUGCUGCGGCUGCGCCGAAGCCUCAGCAGCAGCAGGUCAAGCGGCAGCGCUCGUCGUCGCCGGAGUUGAUGCGCUGCAAGAGGCGCCUCAACUUCAGCGGCUUCGGCUACAGCCUCCCGCAGCAGCAGCCGGCGGCGGUGGCGCGGCGGAACGAGCGGGAGAGGAACCGCGUCAAGCUGGUCAACCUGGGCUUCGCCACGCUGCGCGAGCACGUCCCCAACGGCGCCGCCAACAAGAAGAUGAGCAAGGUGGAGACGCUGCGCUCGGCCGUCGAGUACAUCCGCGCCCUCCAGCAGCUGCUCGACGAGCACGACGCCGUCAGCGCCGCCUUCCAGGCCGGCGUCCUCUCGCCCACCAUUUCACCAGGCGGCUACCCCAACGACAUGAACUCCAUGGCCGGCUCGCCCGUCUCCUCCUACUCGUCCGACGAAGGCUCCUACGACCCCCUCAGCCCCGAAGAGCAGGAGCUGCUGGACUUCACCAACUGGUUCUGACGGGGAGGCCUGCGGGGCUGGGGCGCUGGCGCGGCUGCAGGAUUGCUUGCUGUUGUGUCCUACUCCUUUUCCCUUCCUGAUGUGGAAAGGAAAAGUCAUACAAUGAAAGCACAGAAGGAGUUUGGACUGUCUCUCCAAGAAACUGAAGCACUCCCUGAUUCUGCCUUUGCACUCUAGGCCAUUCCAAGAGACCCAAGACUGCAAUCCUAUGCACUCUUACUGGGAGUAAGCCUCAUUGAACACUAUGGGAUUUACUUCCAAGUAAAUAUAUGUGGGAGGAGGCUGUAGAAUGGGCUUAGAAGCUACAGGGGGAGGGUGAUGUUAGGGAACACCUAUAUGCUUGUUCUCAACCUCAUAAGCAAAACAGCACUGCCUAUUCAAUAUAAAUCUUCUACACAGCAAUGAGCUCUUCUCAUUGAAACAAGAACAGUAUUCCCCCUCCCCUUUUUUUGAAAGACUUACUCAUUCAUUUGAACAGAAAUUGCAGCAGGACCUUGUUUACUCAGAACUAAGCCCCAUUGAGUUCAGUGGGUUGUACUCUGAGGUAAGUGAUUUAGGAUUGCAGCCAUGUGGCCCAUUUCUAAUGAUGCUUACCAAAUUCAGUGGAACUUACUCUCAAGUGAGCAUCAUAGGAUUGUGGCUUUGGUUGCCUAAUGCUUGUGAUGAUUUUGAAAAUCAAAACUAUGCUAUAUUCAAAGAAUCCUUUAAUGUGUCUCCCCUUUGUCUAGUUUUGACUCCCUCCCUACCAUCCCCCAUCAUAAAAUGCUUCCAAUUUUUUCCUGUGAACUUUUUAUUAUAUAAAAAAAUCUAUUUGUAUCAUUCCUAACCAAUUUUGGGGAUAUAUUAAGCUAUUUUUGUAUAUAAGAGAGAGAAAUUUAUAGACUUUUUUUGUACAAAUGUUUUAAAAUGUGUAUAUCUUGAUACCUUUUUAAAAUAUGUAUUGCUUAUUACCUCUUCAUAUCUAGAUGCGUAGUCAACAUGACCUUACAAUUGCCAUGUUUUUGUCAUGUGGUUUUGUAAAGGACUUGGAAAUGCCUCCAGAUGUACUUUAGCACCAAUGUGUCUUACUUUUUUAAUAGAAACUUUGCUAAUGUAUUAAUAAUGUUAUUAAACACUGUUCAAAGUGAACAAAGUUUAUGCAGCUAUUGUCCAAACGCAAAAUGGUAGCUAUUUAUUUUACAAGCUGCUGCCUUUUGAAGAAGGAAAAAAAAAUUUUUGCCACUGCCUUUUCAUGCUGUUUUAUUACAAACUUACAAAAAAAGAGAGAAAUCCUGUAUAAUUGUGUUUUAUACAAACUAGUUUGGUAAUAAAACUUUUUUUUUCAUUUAAAA